This is a messenger RNA of Fusarium poae, 1668 nucleotides long. RefSeq lists its product as uncharacterized. Lineage: Eukaryota; Fungi; Ascomycota; Sordariomycetes; Hypocreales; Nectriaceae. The transcript has 4 exons. The record is from RefSeq and is a predicted model, not a curated record. Bases 1 to 1668 code for a protein of 555 amino acids.
AUGAUGCUCAAAUCUCUCGUCACAGUUUCCGCAGGCCUCGUCGGAAGCGCCCAUGCCUUCUGGCGCAUGGAGUGCCCUGGCCGUGUCGGACUUGCACGUCUCGACCCUAUCAUCGACCCUGGCACAGUUUCGAAGCACGUUCAUUCAAUCCACGGUUCAUCUGGAUUCGCUGAUACUGUUACUACUGAGCAGCUUCUUGAUGCUGAUUGUACUUCAUGCCGAGUGACACAAGAUAAGUCUUCUUACUGGCAUCCUGCGCUAUACUUCGAAGAUUCAGACACUGGAAAGUUCGAACUUGUUCCUCAAGUAGGCGGUAUGCUUGCUUACUAUCUCCUUUUUGGAGACAAUAUCACCGCUUUCCCACCCGAUUUCAGAAUGCUGUCUGGCUCAAAUGAACGACGAACGUACUCAUUCGGCGACCCAAGCAAACCGGAUCCUGAGAAGUCAUCGUGGCAGGCUCUUGGCCAGACCUCGCAAAGUGAUUUAGCUGAGCGCGCACUUGGUUUUAACUGCCUCAACUACGACAAGACCCCUGAAGGCACUCUGUACCGUCACUACAUGCCCGAUAAGAACUACCUCGAUGCGAACUGUAAGGAUGGAAUCCGUCUCGAGCUCAUGUUCCCGUCUUGCUGGAAGGGCGGUGAUGCCGUCGACAGUGAAAACCACAAGGACCAUGUCGCAUUCCCCGAUCUUGUCAUGACUGGCACAUGCCCCAAGGAUUAUCCUGUUCGACUACCUAGUCUCAUGUAUGAGGUGAUCUGGAACACUGCCGCUUUCACCGACCGAAACGGCCGAUUUGUCUUUGCCAACGGCGAUACUACCGGUUACGGAUACCACGGAGAUUUUGUCAUGGGUUGGGAGGAAGACUUCCUUCAGGAGGCUGUCAACACCUGUACCAGUGAAACUGGAAGGAUUGAGGAUUGCCCCCUCUUCAACGUUGUCAGCGAAGAGAAAGCCAAGACCUGCGAAAUGAAGAUCCCCAACAUUUUGGAAAACGAAGACUGCAAGGGCCCCCUAAAGGCACUCCCUGGCAGCAACGGGCACGGUUCUGGAGAUGGCGAGAAGCCUGAUCCUUCCGGUCUCAACCCUGUACCCACUCUGACCUAUGCUCCUGGCGAAAGGCCAGAGAACUCUGCUUCGCCUCUGCCAGGUCAGAUCUUCAAGGUGUCGUCGGCUUAUGAAGCCCCCGCUCCUGGACCCAGCUCCGUCAACACAGAGAAACCUUCCCCUAUCUUCUCCAAGAUCUCUAUUCCCUCUGCGCCAGCCCUUCUACCGAUACCCACUAUUGAGGCUGUCGCAGACGUCGGUGUGGUUGCGAUCGAAGCUACCACGCCUGUUGAGGCCCAGGCUCCUACAACCACCCCUGCGCCUGAGCUCCUGCCAGUUACGGACACCAAGAGCUUUUAUAGCACACAGUAUAUCACCAACGGCAACCUCGUUAGCAAGAUUCUCUGGGAAGAGGAAGUGGUUUAUGUGACCGACAUUCAAGAGGAGGUAGUAGUUGUCACCGUCACAUCAACUGCCAUUGCUACACCUUCAGUAGGACCGGUCCCGGCGGCGGCUCCUCCAGUUGCUGCCCCUCCGGCUGCAGCCCCCCCAGCGGCGGUUCCGGCCAGAAGGAGACGUCGUGGUGCUCAUCUGCACGGCCAUAGACGCCCUCAUUUUUAG